This is a messenger RNA of Capsicum annuum, 686 nucleotides long. RefSeq lists its product as uncharacterized. The transcript has 2 exons. The record is from RefSeq and is a predicted model, not a curated record. NCBI's taxonomy places the organism in Eukaryota, Viridiplantae, Streptophyta, Magnoliopsida, Solanales, Solanaceae. The coding region runs from base 44 to 478 and encodes 144 amino acids.
UGCCCAAGUCUCUCUGUAUAAAUGACAUGAGAGACGCACGCAAAUGCAUUCCGUCUUCAAAUCUGAAUUGAAUAAAAAGAAGAAAAUGGUGGAUCUUCAAACAGUUUGCUCCAUGUGUGGUGAUGUGGGCUUUCCUGACAUGCUCUUUCGUUGCUCCAAGUGCCACCAUCGCUUUCAGCACUCGUACUGUAGCAACUAUUACAGCGAAUCAUCGGAGCCAAUACAAGUGUGUGAUUGGUGUCAAAGAGAAGGAAAAAGCUCGAGACAUGGUGGUUCGUCUUCCAGGAAAUCAGUUGGAGGAAGCGAUUCCGGAAUCAUCAAUAGAUCGGAAUAUUCAGGAGAUAAUAAAAUCAAGCAGAAUGAUCAUGGGGGGGAAGAAAGUGGUACUGCUGAAAGGGCGAAGAUUAGUUUUAAUGGCAAUCCUUCACCCAGGACAGCAACUCGUAGAUACAAGUUUCUUAAGGAUGUCAUGUGUUAAGAACUAACGAGACCCCCCAAAAAAGAGAGAAAAGAGAAAUCUUGAAUCGAAGAAGUUUCUAAGAAAUGAGGCUUUUGGUAGUCAUGUUCAUAUUUCUUCGUAUGAAUAAACUGUAAGUUUUUUUAUUUUCUAGUGGUUUUUUUUUCCUUUCGUUUUUGACUGCCCAGAGUUUUUGGCCCUAUAUAUGCAAAAUAAGUUGUUAAAACCA